AUGAACUACAUGCAAGGCGACGGACGAGGGCUGGGGGGAGGACCGCCACCCCCACGCCCCACGAGCGGCUACAUACAGCACCAGCACCUGCAGGGGCACCAGCAUCAUCAGCCGCCUCAUCUCGGCGGCGGCAUGCAGGGACCACAUCACGGCCAGCAGCAGCACCCCGCGCUGCAACAGCAGCACCACGCGUACCAGCAGCAGGCGCAACAUCAGCCACCGGCUCAGCACCACCCUCCUCUGCCCUCCACGGCGUCAUCGAUGUCGCAUCACCACGGCAUGGGCUCGAAUGGCGGCAUGGGGAACAACCUGAUGGGCUCGAAUGGCGGCCUCGGCAUCGGUUCCUCGCUCGACGACGAUCAGCUGUUCAAGCAAUUCUUGAAGCAGGACACCGGCAGCUCGGGCGUGGUGGAUCUGGAGUACGACGGCGACGACGCGUUCCAGAAAAUGGAAGAGGAACUCAUGAACAACGAUUAUCUCUUCGACGCCCCGAUCAUGCAGAUGCCUCCUGUCGGUGCCGAUGCCCUGUCGAACCCUCCAUCGGCCCCUCUGAGCAGCGGCAGAUCGAACGGCCAACAACAGACGGCCAGCGGGCGAGAUGUAUCCACCAGCAUCGAGGAACAAGGGCUUCGAUCCUUCGAAUUCGACCAGCAGCGGGCCAUCAUCAGCCUGGGGAACCGCCUCCAACGAGACUUCGACAACCUCUACUACUGCAACAUCUUCCACUUCACCUUCGACUACUUCCACAACGACUACAUCGACGUCUCCUUCUUCCACUUCUACCACGACCACAGGCUCACCUCCGUCAUCUUCACAACAGCAACCAGCAGGCCAAGGGGCGGGAGGUAA
Molecule: messenger RNA, 849 nt
Organism: Acanthamoeba castellanii str. Neff
Lineage: Eukaryota; Discosea; Longamoebia; Acanthamoebidae
Exons: 2
Coding region: 1-849 (282 amino acids)
Source: RefSeq, a predicted model, not a curated record